Messenger RNA from Perkinsus marinus ATCC 50983, 543 nucleotides. RefSeq lists its product as hypothetical. NCBI's taxonomy places the organism in Eukaryota, Perkinsozoa, Perkinsida, Perkinsidae. Bases 1 to 543 code for a protein of 180 amino acids. The record is from RefSeq and is a predicted model, not a curated record. Gene Ontology annotation, molecular function: nucleic acid binding; zinc ion binding. The transcript is spliced from 4 exons.
AUGGUCAGUAAGAAGCCUCGGCGGCCUGUUGUCGACCUCGAAGGGGAGGACGAAUCGGAGAUCGCUGCGAUAGACUCCCUUAUAGCUGGUCAUGACAUCAGCAUGGUCUGUCCUGACGCCCCAGGCAGUGUUGAUGAUAGUGGCAGGAAGAUAGUGCGGCCUGCAAUAAAGUACGGGGAGAGGCCUGAGCCUCGGAGGAAGAUUGGUGAGGAAGAUUCCGUGCAAACUAAAGCCGUACCGCCUCCCCACUACCGCUGCCAUCGUUGUGGAGAGCCAGGUCACUACAUCUACGACUGUCCGACCAAUGAUGACCCCACGUAUACGUCGAAGCAGAAGGUGAAGUCGGCAAGAGGUGUUCCUCGGCAAUUCCUCCGUAUUGUCACACGUGAGGAGGCCCAGGACUUGACAGAGGACGUGUACAUCCUUCCCAAUGGUGACUACGCCGUUAUGAAGCAGGUGUCCGAUGAGGAGAGGAAGAAGAUAGUGGGAGAGUCCGAGAAGGAGCGUUUAACGAGGGUGAGGGAAGUAACUGUUGGGAAGUAA